Messenger RNA from Lathyrus sativus (Indian pea), 765 nucleotides. Lineage: Eukaryota; Viridiplantae; Streptophyta; Magnoliopsida; Fabales; Fabaceae. The record is from the annotation of a GenBank genome assembly.
AUGGCCUGGGAAAGGAUAGGUAGGAACGCUAGACUUGGAAGGAAGGGUGGCAUUUCAGUCUGGAAGGAGAACAAUGGGAAAGGCACUCUGGAUGGGGAACCGACAGUGUCUUUCUUCAUUACCGAAUUCCCAGACAAGGUGAAUGCUAAAGAGUUGUUUGAGGUGUUCAAGGUGUAUGGAGUCAUAUCAGAAGUCUUUAUAGCUGGGAGGCACGACAAGAGGGGUAGAAGAUUCGGUUUCGCUAAGUUUAGGAAGGUUCACGAUCCUAGAGUUUUAGCGUGUAACCUCGAUAGUAUUGUAUUAGAAGGUAAGAAGAUGCAUGCUAACAUACCCAGGUUUAGUAUGGAUCAGAAGCUGAAGAAUCCAGUUGGUGAGAAGGAGUGGAAGCAUAGCAAACAGAGAAGACCUAGUUACUCUGAGAAGUUUGUCACAGCUGCUAGAUCAUUUGCUAACAUGGUAAGUGAGAGGGAGCCUAAGCCUGGUAGCAAGAUUUGGGGAGGAGGCUCUUGCGCGAACCUUGAGGUGGAUGAAGAUUGGGAACAAAGGUUAAAAAGAAUGAGAGUGGGAAUUGUCAUGGAGGGAGGAAACGCUUUCAACAUCCAAAAGAUCAUUAAUGAAGAAGGUUUUUUCAACAUUAAGGUCAUACCUAUGGGUGCCUCUAAGUGCUUGUUGGAAGACAAUUCAGGUGGUGAUGUUGAGGUAUUCAUCAAAGAAGCUAGGGAUUGGCUGGAGUUAUGGUUCAGUGAGAUUAGACCUUGGGAUUAG